Molecule: messenger RNA, 2386 nt
Organism: Petromyzon marinus (sea lamprey)
Lineage: Eukaryota; Metazoa; Chordata; Hyperoartia; Petromyzontiformes; Petromyzontidae
Gene: RFC5
Product: replication factor C subunit 5
Biological process (GO): DNA repair; DNA-templated DNA replication
Cellular component (GO): DNA replication factor C complex; nucleus
Molecular function (GO): DNA binding; ATP hydrolysis activity; ATP binding
Source: RefSeq, a predicted model, not a curated record
UUAUUAUGACACAAGUUUAACGUUACGACGUCCACGCAGGGAACUAAUGGAGCACCUUGACCACUGCAGCGCCGGAUUACAUCUUAGUCUCGUGCAAUCAAUCUUCAACUCCCGCCGCGAGCAGACGCCACUCACCCGCUACAACGCCAGGCGGCGCUGUGCUACCACGAGUGCCUUGACAAUGUGGACAUAAUCUUUAAGUCUUUCGGUAGUCACGUAGAUAAGUUCAAAGGAAAUAACAAAAACUACGUUUCGAUCGCAACACAAGCGGUCGUCAUCAGGAAAAGUGUGGACACAUGCGCGUUACGAUCCCACGUGGAUCUUUAACGUCCACUGCGAGUGCAGCAGACGGCGCGUCGUAGUAUUAUUACGAUAGUAUUAUUACAGUGUCGUAGUAGUAAGGUAGCAUUUUCAGUAUCGUAUUACGGUAGUAGUAUUGCGGUAUAAUAUUAUUACGGUAGUAUUAUAGUGUAGUAGUAUCACGAUACAGUAGUAUCACGAUACAGUAUUAUUACGGUAGUAGUAGUAUUACGGUGAAUACAACCGGAGUAUUAAUCAGGGCGACCGCCGGAUCCGACCGCGAACCUCCGCAACAAGCGGUGAACUCGCGUCACCGCCGCUCUCAGGCAGUGUUCGCUGCCACUCAUUGAAAUAUAUUAGUUUAAAAGGCGUAUUGCUGAGGCGUGUUGUUGUUGAGGUGUUGUUGUCUGUGCUUGUGCGCCGUAACAGCAGCCAGCGGUCACCGUCCUCGCGCGCCACACGAUCAUUUCCCGCCAAAAAACGGUGACGCGACGAGCGGCCCCGUCAGAUUCCCUACAGCGGAUCGGCGGACGCUCGCCAUUUACGUCGCUCUGAUUGGCUCUGAGCGCGCACGCAGCGGAGUAGACGACCAAUGGUAUCGCGCGUGUGACAAAGUGCACUAGGGAAUCAAGUGUGAGGCCCGCGCACGGAGCAACAAGCAGGGUCGCAAUGGGCGAGCGGGCUCCGCGCAACCUCCCCUGGGUGGAAAAGUAUCGACCAAGAGUUCUUGACGAGCUCAUCUCACACAAGGAUAUUCUGACUACGAUCCAGAAGUUCAUCAGUGAGGACCGAUUGCCCCACUUGCUGUUCUAUGGCCCCCCGGGCACCGGCAAGACGUCCACCAUCCUGGCAUGCGCACGGCAACUGUACGGGGAGAAAGAGGCUGCCUCAAUGGUGCUUGAGCUGAAUGCGUCGGACGACCGAGGCAUCGAUGUUGUGCGAGGCCCCAUCCUCAGCUUCGCCAGCACGCGCACCAUCUUCAAGAAGGGCUACAAGCUGGUGAUUUUGGACGAGGCAGACGCCAUGACUCAGGAUGCCCAGAACGCCCUGCGACGAGUGAUGGAGAAGUUCACGGAGAACACGCGCUUCUGCCUCAUAUGCAACUACCUGUCGCGCAUCAUCCCCGCACUACAGUCGCGCUGCACACGCUUCCGCUUUGGCCCGCUUUCGUCCGACCUCAUGGUCCCACGCCUCCUGCACGUUAUUGCUGAGGAGCAGGUGGACGUAACGGACGAUGGGAUGAACGCGCUCGUCACGCUGUCGAACGGGGACAUGCGGCGUGCGCUCAACAUGCUGCAGAGCACCAACAUGGCAUACGGCCGCGUGACGGAGCACAACGUGUACACGUGCACGGGGCAGCCACUCAAGUCGGACAUCGCCAACAUUGUGGACUGGAUGCUCAACAGCGACUUCAGCGGUGCCUACAGACAGAUCAUGGAAUUGAAGACUCUCAAGGGUCUGGCGCUGCAGGACAUCCUGACAGAGGUGCACACCUUCGUCCACAGGGUUGACUUCCCCAUGUCGGUGAGGAUUCAUCUCCUCACCAAGAUGGCAGAAGUCGAGUACCGCCUGGCCUCGGGCACCAACGAGAAGAUCCAGCUGAGCUCCCUCAUUGCUGCGUUCCAGGUGGCGCGGGACAUGGUGGCGGCCGAAGCAUGAGGGCACGACGAAACCCCGUGGCACCUCGGGCUUCGCGGUGACAUAUGAGCAAGUGGGACUCUUGAGCUCAUUUGACUACUACAGCUGGAGUUUUCAUUUCCCACGAUCGGAUGUUUGAUUGCUGAAUCAACGUAACAAAUGGGUUGGGGUAUUAUUAUUUUUUUGUAUCCUUCACGGACACUUUGUGCGGUGAGAUGAGCACGAAACUGUUGAAGGGGUUUUUGUCCGACAUGACAUCUGCGUACUUGACAAGAGGGCUUGAAAUACCACAUGCUGCAAAUAAAAUCCUUCCUCAGAAUUUCAGUGUCGCCUUCCAAACAAGAUGGAGUACAUUAUAAAGUCGUCGGAAACCUUGUACUUUUAGGAUCGUUAGAGAGAUGGGACGGGUUUGGCUCAGGGUUCAGAACAAAUCUGCGGCGUUAACAAA